Onthophagus taurus is the source of this 1656-nucleotide messenger RNA. Lineage: Eukaryota; Metazoa; Arthropoda; Insecta; Coleoptera; Scarabaeidae. The record is from RefSeq and is a predicted model, not a curated record.
CUCAAUAAUAAGCCAGUUUUUGUUGUCGACGCAUCAAUAAUAUGAUUACCAUCAUUUUACUUUUAGGGAUAGUGAUCCUCAUCAUUUAUUCUUACCGAAACUAUGUGAAGCAAUUCGAAGAUAUCGACAAAUUACCUGGUCCAUCAACAUUAAAACUUAUAAAAGAUUUGUAUUUUACUCGUUCUUCACCAGGAAUCGUUAAUUAUUUUCAAUCAUUAAACGCAAUUUAUGGACCCGUAGUUAAAGUGUGGAUGAAACCAUUUAAACCAAUGAUUAUUACAAACGAUAUGGAGUAUUGUAAUAACAUUUAUAAAGCCAAUGAUCAUCAUAUUUCACCAACUCUUAUUGAAAUUACUUUUGCGGGUGAAGGAAUUGCCACCAAUAUCGAUUAUGAAAUUGGGAGAAAAGAUAAAAACAUUUUGGAAAAAGCUAUAACCAAAUCUUACAUUAACAGUAAAUUAAAUAUUUACGAUAAAAAAUAUGACGAGCUCAUCAAUGCGAUUAGAUCUAACCUGGGAAUGCCGGUUGAUGUAGAAAAAUAUUUGCAUAAUAUUCUUUUAGAGGUGAUAAUAGCAACAAUUCAACACAAAGGGAUAGAAAUAACUAAACAAGAAUUACAAAACUUUGUCAAGAGUAGAAAUGAUUUUUUCGAACUUUUAAUGGAAAAACUGAAUUCAAUUAGUUGUGUCGGUGUAUUACAUUUAUUCACAAAUAAUUAUAGGAAAAUUUGGAAAAAACAUAACGAAAUCGUUAGAUUUGUUGCUAAUUUAUUAAAAAAGUUUCAUAACUUAAAUAUAAAAGAACGAGAUUCAAAAAAUUUGGUGUAUGCUAUGAUAGACGGAGGAAUGCCUGAUUCAAGAAUAGUGGAUAAUAUAAAUACCAUAAUACAAGGAGGCCACGAUACUAGUGUUGUUCCUUUAAGUAUGGCUUUACGAGAAAUGGCAAAACGACCAGAAAUUCAAGAUAAAAUCUAUGAGGAAAUUAAAAAAGUCAUCGGUACAAACAUAAACGCAGAAAUUAAUAUCGACCAUUUAAAUAACAUGCCAUAUCUGCAUUCAACCGUUAAAGAAGCUGUUAGAAGAUUUUUCCCAAUACCUUUUCUAGAUAGAUUAAUAUUACGAGAUAUGGUUAUAAAUGAUACCAAGAUUCCUAAAGGAAUACGAGUAAUGUUCCAUUUACCGGGGAUUAUGACAUCAGAGAAAAAUUACGACAAUCCUCUUACUUUUAAACCCGAAAGAUUCCUGAAAGAGAACGUUACAGCUCAAGCUCAGAAAUCGUUUGUUGGGUUUGGUUAUGGUACGAAAUCAUGUCCUGGAAAGCUGAUCGCGUACGCCGCAAUGAAGUUGUUUCUUGUUAAAGUUAUUAGAGAAUUUGAAGUGUUACCAGCCGAACACGAUGUACAGUUAAUUUCAGGAUUAUUUUAUCAAAGUAUAACUGGAAUACCAUCAAUAUUUCGCAAAAGAAAUGUACAAGUAAUUUAAAUAUUUUUAAUUUUAAAUGUAAUGUAUUCUUUUAUAUUUGUAUUCAUCUUAAUUAUACGAAAACUUUUAUUUUUAUUUACAUUUUUCUUUGUCUAUCAGUUACAAAUUAGCUAGUAAAACAUUAAAGUUUCAUAUUAUUUAAUUUUUUUAGAGAAAUAUAUAUUUUAUUAUGUUA